AUGGCUAGCCAAGGAAAACAGUCAAAACAUGUUUCACUUGCGCUCUUGGUUGCAUGCUGGUUUGUUUUGCUAUCCUCCUGCAAGGCUAAUCCAAUAUCAAACACAGAAGCUGAGGCUCUACUCAAAUGGAAACAAAGCCUCCCAGACCAACCAAUUCUGAAGUCGUGGGUAGCACACACCAAUUCCUCUGCUUCAAGUCCAUGCAAAUGGCGUGGAAUAACAUGCAACAAUGAAGGAAGCAUAACUGAAAUAAACCUUGCAUACGCAGGACUGAGAGGUAACCUCCAAAACUUAGAUUUCUCUUCCUUUCCAAACCUUCUUCACCUUGAUCUCAGAGAGAACAAACUCACAGGCCCCAUACCAACAAACAUUGGCACACUUUCCAAACUCCAAUAUCUUGACCUUUCCGUAAAUUCCCUCAAUGGCUCAUUACCUCUUUCUCUUGCUAAUCUCACUCAGCUUUUUGAUCUUGGUGUUUCCCGAAACAAUAUAACUGGUGAACUAGACCGGCGUUUAUUCCCCGAUGGAACCAGUCUGUCCAAAACUGGCUUCCUUAGUCUUAAAAAUUUUGCCCUCCAAUAUACUGAGCUUGGUGGUAGAAUUCCUGAAGAAAUAGGAAAUUUGAAAUACCUGGUUCAACUGCUCCUUGAUGCGAAUUACUUUUGUGGUCCAAUCCCUCCAUCUAUAGGUAAUUUAAGUGACCUAACCACACUUUCCCUUGGCCUAAAUGAGCUUUCAGGAAAAAUCCCCGUUAGUAUUGGGACUUUAAAACUAACAGAUUUGUCCCUGUUGAUUAACCGGUUAUCUGGUUCUGUACCAGAAGAAAUAGGAAACCUUUCUUCGUUAGUUAAUCUACAACUGGCUUUGAACAACUUCACUGGCCAGUUACCCCAACAAGUGUGUCAAGGUGGAAAGCUUGUCAACUUCACUGCAUCCUUUAACAAUUUCACUGGUCCUAUCCCAGUUAGUCUUAAAAACUGCCGAACCUUGUAUAGGGUUCGGCUUGAACAUAACCAACUGACAGGAUAUAUAGACCAGGAUUUUGGAGUGUACCCAAAUCUCACUUAUAUUGAAUUGAGUUACAAUAGGUUGCGAGGUAAACUCUCACCAAACUGGGGACAGUGCCAAAACUUGACAGCGUUGAAACUUGCUGGGAAUAUGAUAAGUGGUCAAAUCCCAAAAGAGAUUGUUCAAUUGAGCAAAAUGGGAUUCCUUGACCUUUCUUCCAAUCAAUUGUCUGGUGAAAUACCAGCAAAAAUUGGAAAGUUAUCCAAAUUAUUAAAGCUAAUCUUGAAAGACAACAAGUUUUCUGGUGAGGUACCUGCAGGAAUUGGAGGACUGUCCAAUUUGGAGACUCUUGACCUUUCCAUAAACAUGCUUGGUGGGCCGAUUCCAGAUCAAAUAGGGGACUGUUGGAAGCUGCAAAGUUUAUCUUUGAGCAAGAAUUACUUGAAUGGGACGAUUCCCUACCAAAUUGCUAAUCUUCGAGCCUUACAGGAUCUCGAUUUGAGUUUCAAUUCACUAAUGGGAGGGAUACCAUCCUGGCUUGGCAGCCUUUUAGAUUUGGAAUACUUGAACCUCUCCAACAAUAAUCUCAAUGAUUCAGUCCCCACUUCACUAGGCAGCAUGGUGAGCUUGAUAAGCAUCAACCUGUCAAACAACAAUUUGGAGGGUCCUCUUCCUGAGGGCAAAAUCUUUUGGUCAGCUACACCAGAGGCUUUCAGUAACAACAAAGAUCUAUGUGGCGAAAUCCAAGGUUUGCGACCAUGCAAUGCUUCAGUUAAAAAGAAGGGUGGCGGAAACAUGAAAGGCAAACUUGUAAUAAUCAUUGUUGCUUCUUUUGUUGGUGCAUUGUCACUUUCAAUUAUGUCUGUUGGGAUUUUUCUAUUUCUAGAAAAGAAGCUCUCAAGAAAUAUGCUGAAAGAUGAAGGCACAUCAAAGACUGAAAAUCCUUUCUUGAUAUGGUACUUUGAUGGGAACACCAUGUUUGAAGAAAUCGUGGAAGCUUCAGAAAACUUUGAUGACAAGUACUGUAUUGGGGUGGGGGGAACUGCAAAAGUAUAUAAAGUGGAAAUCCCAGGCGCUCAAGUGUUUGCCGUGAAGAAGUUGAGGUCUAUGGCUGAAGGCACAGAGACUGAAAAUAUAAAAUGUUUUACCAAUGAGGUAGCAGCUUUAACAAAAAUAAGACAUCGAAACAUUGUGAAGCUUUUGGGGUUUUGUUUCCAAGAAGUGCACUCAUUUUUGGUCUAUGAGUUCAUGGAAAGAGGAAGCUUAGCUGAUAUGCUAUGCAGCAAAGAAGGAGCAAAGGAGCUAGACUGGGCAACUAGGGUAGGAGUAGUUAAAGGUGUGGCCUAUGCUUUAUUUUAUAUGCAUCAUGAUUGUGUUCCUCCUAUAAUUCAUCGCGACAUCUCGAGCAAGAAUAUUUUGUUGAGCCCAAACCUUGAAGCCUAUGUCUCGGAUUUUGGCAUUGCAAAGUUCUUGAAGCCUGAUUCGUCUAAUUGGACAACAAUUGCAGGCACUUACGGCUAUCUCGCCCCAGAGCUUACUUACACAAUGGCAGUGACUGAAAAAUGUGACGUUUAUAGCUUUGGUGUUUUGGUGCUUGAAGUUCUUAUGGGAAAGCAUCCAGGCGAACUCAUAACUAAUCUACAUUCCUCAAUUGGUACAAGCGUCCCCCUCAAAGAUGUGCUAGAUGAUCGUCUCCCACCUCCCAGAAAUCAAAAGAUUGCUGAUGAAUUAGCUCUAAUGCAAAACUUAUCACUUUCAUGUUUAUGUACCAAUCCUCAAUCUCGCCCAACCAUGCGUAAUGUGUGUAGGCAGUUGGAGAUACAGGUUGCUAAUAACUAAAAAUCAUCUUAGUCUCUCUCGACUAUGACCCUAUGUGUGCAUGUAUUCUUUGUUAUGCAUGUAUGUAAAACCAAUAAAA
Messenger RNA from Quercus lobata, 2926 nucleotides. Its product is annotated as MDIS1-interacting receptor like kinase 2-like. Gene Ontology annotation, molecular function: ATP binding; protein kinase activity; protein binding. NCBI's taxonomy places the organism in Eukaryota, Viridiplantae, Streptophyta, Magnoliopsida, Fagales, Fagaceae. The coding region runs from base 1 to 2847 and encodes 948 amino acids. The transcript is spliced from 2 exons. The record is from RefSeq and is a predicted model, not a curated record. Gene Ontology annotation, biological process: protein phosphorylation.